AUGGCCUUAUCACUUACCCCAGCACUCGCACUGUCUUUAAUCUUAGUGGACAAGUAUGGAGAUGUACGAAAUAAUGAGCUCGGUUUUGAUGAGAACGAUGAUUCCGAUGGCGGUGAUGCUAGUAUUGAGAAAGUGCAAAACGCUCUUGAUGUAUUGGGUGAAGAUGGGUUAGUAACUAUGUUUGAGAGGAUGUUUGCUGAGUUUGAGAACGAAGAUGCACAUGAGCUUAUUCGCGUACACAGACAUGUUCUGAAGGAUGUAUUUCAUUUGAUGGAUAUGCUACCAGCCAGUGAGAGUCAUGGUUACCCUUGGAAAUUCUGGCAGCUCUUUCGCGAUGCACUCUUCAUAGAUAAUGCACAUGAUAAGGCGAAAAAACUUAUAAUAAUCAAUGCUUAG
Molecule: messenger RNA, 396 nt
Organism: Sphaeroforma arctica JP610
Lineage: Eukaryota; Ichthyosporea; Ichthyophonida
Exons: 1
Coding region: 1-396 (131 amino acids)
Source: RefSeq, a predicted model, not a curated record